AUGAAGUUGGAAGAUACGUUUGAACUAUUGUUAGACAUAGGAUCCACGUAUUCUUAUUUACCAAUCAUAAUUGAAGGCAUAGCAAAAGAACUGAAUGGAACCUAUGACGAAGAGUUGGAAACCUAUACUGUUGAUUGUGGUUGGAAACGAAGCAAGAAAAAUAUUUGCUUUAAUUUCCCCAAGGGGCCUAAUGUUACCGCACUGGUGUCCGAUUUUAUCCUCACUGUAAAACAAUUUGCUGCAUCAAAGAAGAGGUCUGAUCAAGAUACAUAUGCUUUUACUAUCUUUGAUGGCGAUGGGUACAGUUCAAUGGGGGAUGAUUUUAUCGGAAAUUCCUAUUUGCAUUAUGAUUUGGAAGAUAAUACAGUCGGAAUAACCCCUGCUAAGUUUAUCAAAAAGAGUUUGGUUCAAAAUGUGUAA
This is a messenger RNA of Lodderomyces margitis, 420 nucleotides long. RefSeq lists its product as uncharacterized. The record is from RefSeq and is a predicted model, not a curated record. Bases 1 to 420 code for a protein of 139 amino acids. NCBI's taxonomy places the organism in Eukaryota, Fungi, Ascomycota, Pichiomycetes, Serinales, Debaryomycetaceae. The transcript has a single exon.